This is a messenger RNA of Manis javanica (Malayan pangolin), 2237 nucleotides long. RefSeq names its product angiopoietin like 6 (gene ANGPTL6). The record is from RefSeq and is a predicted model, not a curated record. Lineage: Eukaryota; Metazoa; Chordata; Mammalia; Pholidota; Manidae. Gene Ontology annotation, cellular component: fibrinogen complex. Gene Ontology annotation, molecular function: extracellular matrix structural constituent; protein-macromolecule adaptor activity. Gene Ontology annotation, biological process: blood coagulation; positive regulation of heterotypic cell-cell adhesion; fibrinolysis.
UGGACGGAAACCUUGGAGGGGUUCCUAUGGAGACGCCUGGUGCCUGUUUCUACGGAAACCGGGGCGGGGCAGCUUGGGCUUCAGGGACAAGAAUCGAGGGUUCGAAUCCCGUUUCGGCCUUUUUCCUCCACCUGGGAGAUUUUGAGAGCCAUUUUAGCCAUUCCAAGGCCCUUAAGGAAUCCUGCAGUGAGGAUGCCAGGGAGUCCAUUCGGGUUACAAGCUCAGGACGGUAGAUGCUGGGGGAAGGAGUCUGCUCCCCGAGACUGUGUCUGCUGAUUGGCGAGGCCUUCCUACAGGCCGGAGACCCUAGGCCUGCCUCGGGGGCUCUAUCUCAGAGGUUCGCUGCUGGACCCUAAGCUCCUCCUCGGACUUCUUGUGCUUGCUGUGAACCUCGAGGGACUCGGACUGGGCUGUGACAGGGCAGGGAUUUUUGUGUUUUGUUCCCAACUGUAUUCUCCGCGCCUAGGACUGAGGACUGCACACAGUAGGUCUGCCAUGUGGGCGCCCCGGCUACGCACGCUGCAGCUGCUGCUCCUACUGGGCUUAUCAUGGGCGCGGGCGGGCGCUCCGCGCUGCACCUACACUUUCGUGCUGCCCCAGCAGAAGUUCACCGGAGCCGUGUGCUGGAGCGGGCCGGUGGCCGCGCGCCCGGCGCCCGAGGCCGCGAACGCCAGCGAGGUGGCGGCGCUGCGCAUGCGCGUGGGCCGGCACGAGGAACUGCUGCGCGAGCUGCAGCGGCUGGCGGCCGCCGACGGCGCGGUGGCCGGCGAGGUGCGCGCGUUGCGCAAGGAGAGCCGAGGCAUGAGCGCGCGCCUGGGCCAGCUGCGCGCGCAGCUGCAGCACGAGGCAGGCCCGGGGUCGGGACCAAACCCGGGGGCGGAGCCCGCCGCCCUGCUGGCACUGCUUGGGGAGCGCGUGCUCAACGUGUCAGCCGAGGCGCAGCGCACCACCGCCCGCUUCCAUCAGCUGGAUGUUAAGUUCCGCGAGCUGGCGCAGCUUGUCACCCAGCAGAGUGCGCUCAUCGCCCGCCUGGAGCGUCUGUGCCCCGGGAGCAUGGGCGGGCAGCAGCAGGUCCUUCCACCACCCCUGGUGCCUGUGGUUCCGGUCAGUCUGGUUGGUGGCAUUAGUGACGCCAGCAGGCUAGAAUCAGCCUCAGAGCCCCAGAGAGAUCAGACCCUGAGACAGCAGGGGCCCUUGGCCUCUCCCACGCCCGCAGGGCACCCUGCUGUCCCCACCAAGCCAGCAGGCCCAUGGUGGGAUUGUGCAGAGGCCCAACAGGCAGGCCAUGGGCAGAGUGGAGUGUACCAGCUGCGACUGGGCCGACAUGUGGUGUCAGCAUGGUGUGAGCAACAACUGGAGGGUGGGGGCUGGACUGUGAUCCAGAGGCGGCAGGAUGGCUCUGUCAACUUCUUCACUACCUGGCAGCACUACAAGGUGGGCUUUGGGCAGCCUGAUGGGGAAUACUGGCUGGGCCUUGAGCCCGUGCAUCAGCUGACCAGCCGUGGGGACCAUGAGCUACUGGUUCUCCUGGAGGACUGGGGGGGCCGUGAGGCACGUGCCCACUACGAUGGUUUCUCCCUGGAGCCUGAGAGUGACCAUUACCGCUUACGGCUUGGCCAAUACCAUGGAGAUGCUGGAGACUCUCUUUCCUGGCACAAUGACAAGCCUUUCAGCACUGUGGAUAGGGACCGGGACUCCUAUUCUGGUAACUGUGCCUUGUACCAGCGGGGAGGCUGGUGGUACCAUGCCUGUGCCCACUCCAACCUCAACGGUGUGUGGCACCGUGGUGGGCACUAUCGCAGCCGCUAUCAGGACGGUGUCUACUGGGCUGAGUUUCGUGGUGGGGCUUAUUCCCUCAAGAAGGCUGCCAUGCUGAUCCGGCCUCUGAGGCAGUGACCAUCUGUCCAUCGGCCCCCCAGGUCCCCGGGGGUGUUUGUCAGCAGGAACCCAAGUUGUCCUGGCCGCACCUCCUUCAUGGCUUAGUGUGGGCCACGUCCUAGACACCUUCCCAUUGUGGAUCCGCUCCCUAGGGCCCUGGACUCGGGACCCCGGAAUCCCCCUGCCAGUAUCUUGGACCCAGAUGGCUCCCCAAGGGCAUUCGGAUCUCGGUUUGAGCUCAUAUUUUAUAACAACACAAAAUAUCCACAGACCGUGUCUGGUUUGCAUCUGCACCUGGCAGGGGUCACUCCCCGUGCCCGCCCUCCUCCUCCUCCUCCUCUUCCUCCUCCUCCUUCAGG